Molecule: messenger RNA, 1886 nt
Organism: Apis dorsata (giant honeybee)
Lineage: Eukaryota; Metazoa; Arthropoda; Insecta; Hymenoptera; Apidae
Gene: Bap60
Product: brahma-associated protein of 60 kDa
Exons: 7
Coding region: 164-1663 (499 amino acids)
Biological process (GO): regulation of transcription by RNA polymerase II
Cellular component (GO): nucleus; SWI/SNF complex
Source: RefSeq, a predicted model, not a curated record
CAUAAAAAGAAUCCCUACAAAUGCAACACAAUGAUGCCCUCUUAAGGAUGAAAUAGAAAACUUGUUUAUCCAUAAUCUGCCGCUUUUCGGGAACUUAUAUUAUUACUUUACGUACCAGAAAGUGGAUAGAAGCUUUAAAAACUAGGAUAAUCACCAAAGAAACAUGGCACAAAGAUUUCCUGUACCAAAUACAGGGAAUAAUGGUCCUCCUCCACAAAGAUAUGCAGCAUCAUCUGUGCCUCCAAAUCUUCGACAAUAUUCUGGUCCAAAUUUUCCUAUGCAACAGAGAUCUGGAUUUACUCCUCCUCCACAAAUGGCCAAUGCAGGACCUGGACCAGCUAGUAUAAUAAGAGCAAAUCAACCUUAUUCAAAUAUGCGUCAAGGACCUAUGCCUACUCCACCAGUUGGGAAAAGAAGUGCAGAUCAACGUAUUCCUAUGUCACAACAGAAACCGUAUUUUUGGAACAGUGAUUUUUCACAUUCCACAUCCAAGAAGAAGAAAAAGUUGGCAGAUAAAAUAUUGCCACAAAAAGUGCGCGAUUUAGUACCUGAAUCUCAGGCUUACAUGGACUUACUCGCGUUUGAAAGAAAAUUAGACGCGACUAUAAUGAGAAAACGACUCGAUAUACAAGAAGCUCUAAAACGUCCAAUGAAACAAAAAAGAAAAUUACGGAUAUUUAUUUCUAAUACAUUUUAUCCGGCAAAAGAAGCUGGUGAAGGCGAAGAAGGAUCAGUUGCAUCUUGGGAACUUAGAGUUGAAGGACGUCUUUUAGAUGAUACAAAAAAUGAUCCUAAUAAGGUGAAAAGAAAGUUUUCUUCCUUUUUUAAAAGUUUAGUUAUAGAAUUAGAUAGAGAUCUAUAUGGACCUGAUAAUCACUUAGUUGAAUGGCAUCGCACAUUAACAACACAAGAAACAGAUGGUUUUCAAGUAAAAAGACCUGGAGAUAAAAAUGUUCAAUGCACUAUUCUUUUACUUCUUGAUUACCAACCUUUACAGUUUAAACUAGAUCCUAGAUUAGCACGGCUUUUAGGUGUACAUACCCAAACGCGACCCGUUAUUAUAUCCGCUCUUUGGCAAUAUAUAAAAACACAUAAACUUCAAGACAGUCAUGAAAGGGAAUUUAUAAAUUGUGAUAAGUAUUUAGAGCAAAUAUUUGCUUGUUCAAGGAUGAAAUUCGCUGAAAUACCACAGCGUUUAAAUCCAUUACUUCAUCCGCCAGAUCCAAUCGUAAUCAAUCAUGUUAUUAGUGUUGAAGGUACAGAAACGAAACAGACUGCGUGUUAUGAUAUAGAUGUAGAAGUUGAUGAUACAUUAAAAACGCAAAUGAAUAACUUUUUACUUUCCACCGCAAGUCAACAGGAAAUCCAGAGUCUCGAUAAUAAAAUUCACGAAACGGUUGAAACAAUUAAUCAAUUAAAAACAAAUCGAGAAUUUUUUUUAAGUUUCGUUAAAGAUCCUCAACAAUUUAUCAAUAAAUGGAUAAUUUCGCAAACAAGGGAUUUAAAAACUAUGAUAGAUGUUGUUGGGAAUCCUGAAGAGGAACGUAGAGCAGAAUUUUAUUAUCAACCAUGGGCACAGGAAGCCGUUUGUCGAUAUUUCUAUACGAAAGUUCAACAGAAACGCGCGGAAUUAGAACAAGCACUCGGUAUUAGAAACUCAUAGGUAUUAGGAACUCGUAAGUAUGAGAACUUAAAAUAUCAAAUUCGAGACAUCGCUAUGUAAAGUAUUUAUAUGAAUCUUUUUCUUGUUCCAAUUGCGAAACUGAUCGAUUAAUGUGUUUUACGCUUGACUUAGUGUUAGUUUAUGACGUUACAGUACGAAUGAUACCAUACAAGUGGCAUAUUUUUACGAAUGUUCAAAAUAAUGAAAAAAAAAUGUAUAGUAA